Molecule: messenger RNA, 1334 nt
Organism: Coccidioides immitis RS
Lineage: Eukaryota; Fungi; Ascomycota; Eurotiomycetes; Onygenales; Onygenaceae
Exons: 2
Coding region: 124-333 (69 amino acids)
Source: RefSeq, a predicted model, not a curated record
CUCCGGCGCCUCCUUGACCUUUGACCGUGUGAUGCCCCUCCUCGAGCAGCGGCUCCACUGAUAAACGCGUCUGAUGCGACUUUCCCGCUAACGAAUAGCCGCCGCCCCCUUAUUGAUGACAUAAUGCACCCCGCGUUUAUCGGUUCUCGGCCGGAAAAGCCGCUCGGUGAUGGAAAAACUGUACGUCCGACUGCGUUGCAAAGCGAGCAAGCAUUCGAACGGCAUUCGUCCUCCUCCUCCAGCAAGUCAGUGAUAGAAUCGAGCGGCGUCUAUAUGUCGCAUCCGAUGGUGUUAAACGUGCAACAUCGUCUGCAAAUGUGGUCCAGGUUUUAACUGCAUUUUGCUGAAGCCUUCUCAAUGGUCCCUACUUGGGGUGUCUUGGGUUUCUACCAGCCACCCAACCCCAUGGAUGGCAGCAAGCUGGGAACGCAGCGAGUGCCGAGCCAAUCGCAGUUUGGGAGGUUGGGCUUCGGAUUGCCUCUCUUCGGAGCCAGGCCGUUUACCUUGGCCAUUGCGACGAUUGCAAAGACAGUGAGCAGGACGUAAAGUCACCAGCGUCCAAAAAGCUUCUGUCGUCGUCGCUUUGGACUGUUAAUUUAUAAGCAGCACCGCAACGGCAGCGAGGCUGAGUCAACGAUAAUUCAUCAGUGGCAAUUUGUGAUGUUUUUCGGGGAGUACUCUUAUAAUUAUCAUGGCAAAUUCGAGCACCGGUGGUCCUGGGGCUCUGGUUGCCUCUCUUUAGAACCACAUUCCCAACCUCGAUGAUUGGGAUAGUCACGAAGACAAUGCUGAGGGAACCACGCACCGCAAGAGCAUGAGGCCGCGGCUGCCGAUUCUCAGGGCCCGUUGGCUUGGCUAUACCCGGCGGAACGCAACAACAGUGAAGCAGAGCCAACCGCAACUCGGCAUUGCUGCUUUACCUUUUGCCAUUAUUGACCAACAAAGAUGAUAGUGCAAGACCCCAGGGACAGUGAUAUCGCCAUAUUCCCACAGACCGGAUUCCGUUAUAUUCGGUAUUGAAAACUUAUUUUGGACUAGCGUUUUGAUGUGAAUUGAAAGACGAGCAACGCAAGUGCUUCAGAAAAUAUAAGGCUUAAAAUUGCCACACAGUGGCUUUUCCGACUACCUGCCCGGAUUUUAUACAACCUUUUGCGUCGCUGAAGCAAUUGGUACUUUUUAACAAUAGUAGCUGCUUGUUUUUGCAAAGUAUGCGCCCUUUAUUCUCCGGAUACCACUUUUUGCGGAUUCCGAAGUGCUUUCUGAGUGUGUCGCGGAAUUGGACCAUUCAACCUAUUAUUUAUCUUUCAAUUAAUCGAGCCCAGACUUUUUUUGUU